GAGAGAGAGAGGAAACGCGCGCGAGGGCUGCGGUGCCUGUUUUCCGUUUGAAGACGUUACUAGGGCACAGGUGCAAUUUUUUCUAGGUAAUGGUCGGGAAAUGGGGUUGAUACCCUAUAAUUGAUGGAAAACCUAAACGGCAACCUAAUCUCCUCCACUCUCUCCUCUCCCUCUCUUCCCUAGAAGACGUCCGCAUCGGAUCAUAAGAUGGCCAAGCCGAAACCCUCUCCGGCAACCCUCUUCAAAUUCGCAGUCGCAACCCUCCUCUGUUUCAGCACCACCUCCAUCCUCGCCGGCAACCCCUCUUCUCCCGACCCCAUUUCCGACAUGGAAAUAAGCGAGAGGAAACAGGCUUGCUAUGCCGACAUUGAGAGUGGGCUGUGGGGAACACGAUGCAGGUCAUCGUCGAUCGAGAAGGAGAAUUGCGCCCUGAAAUGUACAUCCGCCGUCUGCUAUGAGCUCGUAUACGAGAGCGAUCCGCUGGAAGAAGGAGAGAUCGACAGAAUACGGAGCCAGGAGUUCAGAUACUGCAUGCGCAGGUCAUCAGUGGGACUGAAUCUGGAUACUGUGAAGGGAGCAUUUGAUAACGAGGUGAUUGUGAGGCCUUCUGCUUUCGCUUUGCCAGGAACAGUGAGAGUCACUUAGCUUAGAGUCAAUAGAUCGGUGUUUAAAGCCAUCGUUCUGUAUAGAAGUUACGGACGUGCGGGUGACAGUUUGGAUUAUAUCAUGUCAUGCGUCAUGAUGCGAUCAACGCCUUUGACUCUACGUCAAUUUACCUGAUGAAAUAUUUUCUCAAAUACAAGAGGCUCCAAGUACAUAUGUACAUG
Messenger RNA from Phalaenopsis equestris, 827 nucleotides. RefSeq lists its product as uncharacterized. The transcript has 6 exons. Lineage: Eukaryota; Viridiplantae; Streptophyta; Magnoliopsida; Asparagales; Orchidaceae. The coding region runs from base 208 to 645 and encodes 145 amino acids. The record is from RefSeq and is a predicted model, not a curated record.